CUCCCAAGCAAUCCCAAAAUCCUAACAACAAACAAACAAAAAAAAAGGCUCAAAGCUCAGAGCUCUCGGAUUCGUAUUCUCGAAUAUAUAUAUAUAUAUAUGCCAAGAAAAGGAAUGAGGAGCAUUUUCUUCAAGAGUUCAUCUCCAUCACCAAAUUCAUCACCAUCUAGAUCUAUCCCACCUUCUCCAAACCGAACUUUUUCAGAAUCUCUGAUGGACGAGAACUUUGAAAUCGCCGAGUCGCUUAUUACCAAGUGGGACGCCGAUACCUCCCCCUACGCCAAAAUUACUUCUCUCUUCCACGAAGACCGCCAUGAGGCCAAACGGUACCUUAGCUCCGUCAGAGACUUGCAGUCCGCUAUGCACCAUUUGAUUACGCAAAACGCCGCCUCCGAGAAGCUCGUCAGGGGUCAGAACUUGAUGCAAAUGGCUAUGCACAGGUUGGAGAAGGAGUUCUACCAGCUUUUGUCGAUCAAUAGGGAGUCUUUGGAUCCCGAAUCGGUUUCGGCACGGUCGUCCAGAUCAUCGGCGGCCAGGUCGAGUGUUUCCGACUUGUCGGAGGAUGAGUCGGAUGACGAGUUUCGAGUUGCCGGAGAGUCCAACUCCGAGGUGGAGCGAGUCUCGUCCAUUGCGAUGGCGGACUUGAAAGCCAUUGCAGACUGUAUGAUAUCCUCUGGUUAUGGAAAAGAGUGCGUGAAAAUCUACAAGAUUAUACGAAAAUCGAUAGUCGAUGAGACGCUGUAUCAUCUCGGGCUCGAGAGGCUUACUCUCUCGCAGGCGCAGAAGAUGGAUUGGGAGGUAAUGGAGCUCAAGAUCAAGAGUUGGUUGAACGCUGUGAAAGUCGCCGUGAAAACUCUCUUUUACGGCGAGAGGAUCCUCUGCGACGACGUGUUCUCGUCUUCGGCGUCGAUCAGAGAGUCGUGCUUCGACGACAUCUCGAGAGAGGCUGCGAUAAGUCUGUUUGCAUUCCCGGAAAUUGUGGCAAAGUGCAAGAAAUCCCCCGAGAAAAUGUUCCGCACGCUGGACCUGUACGAAGCUAUCUCCGGUCUCUGGCCCGAGAUCGAAUCCAUCUUCUCGGACGAAUCAACCUCGGCAGUCCGUUCGCAGGCCAUCACUUCUCUGAUCAAACUAGGCGAGGCGGUGCGUACGAUGCUCACCGACUUCGAAACAGCAAUCCAGAAGGAGUCGUCGAAGACUGCCGUCCCCGGCGGUGGGGUCCACCCGCUCACUCGUUACGUGAUGAACUACAUCUCUUUCCUCACCGAUUACAGUGGCGUACUCGCCGAUAUAGUCGCCGACUGGCCGUUAGUGGUGCAGGCUCCAUUACCGGAAUCCUACUUUGGGAGCCCCGAUUUAGACGACAGUCCGAUAUCCGUACGGAUAGCGUGGCUGAUCCUCGUGCUCCUCUGCAAACUCGACGGCAAAGCCGAGCACCACAAGGACGUGGCGCUCUCGUACUUGUUCUUGGCCAACAACCUCCAAUACGUCGUCGUUAAGAUCCGCACGUCGAACCUGAAGCUCCACCUCGGCGACGACUGGGUGGCGAAGCACGAGUCAAAGGUCAAACAGUACGCUGCUAACUACGAGCGGAUGGGCUGGAGCAAGGUAUUCGAGUCGUUGCCAGAAAAUCCAACGGCCGAGAUUUCGCCGGAGCAGGCGAGGGACUGUUUUAGGAAAUUCAAUGCGGCGUUCGACGCGGCGUACAAGAAACAAAGCUCAUGGGUCGUUUCCGACCCGAAACUCCGAGACGAGAUAAGAGUUUCGUUGGCGAAGAAGCUCGGGUCGGCUUACCAGGACUUCUAUGACAAGAAUCGGGCCGGGGUGAGGCAGGUGGCCGGGUCGGUGUCGUGUGUCAGAUAUUCCCCCGAUGAUAUGGGAAAUUACUUGUCUGAUCUGUUCUAUGGGACCGGGGUUGCCGGGACUGGGAGUGUUUCGUCAUCUCCCUCCCCGUCCCAUUCGCGUGGUCGGCACAGCGGUUAAUAUCGGGACGGUUGUUAUCACCGGCCCCGGCGUUUUCAAGCGCGUUUUUUCUUUUUUCUUUUUGUGAAUAAGAAAUGUGAAGUUUUUAUUUUUUUGAGGUAAGAAAUGUGAAGUUUGAAUACAAACAAAAGAGAGCGUAGAUAAAAUAUAUUUUAAACGUAUAUAGGGAGCAUGUACAACAAACAAUUCUUUGUUUAUUUUAAGAUAUUUUAGUUUUGGAUA
Molecule: messenger RNA, 2202 nt
Organism: Alnus glutinosa
Lineage: Eukaryota; Viridiplantae; Streptophyta; Magnoliopsida; Fagales; Betulaceae
Product: exocyst complex component EXO70H1-like
Exons: 1
Coding region: 100-1980 (626 amino acids)
Biological process (GO): exocytosis
Cellular component (GO): exocyst
Molecular function (GO): phosphatidylinositol-4,5-bisphosphate binding
Source: RefSeq, a predicted model, not a curated record